Molecule: messenger RNA, 828 nt
Organism: Alternaria arborescens
Lineage: Eukaryota; Fungi; Ascomycota; Dothideomycetes; Pleosporales; Pleosporaceae
Exons: 3
Coding region: 1-828 (275 amino acids)
Source: RefSeq, a predicted model, not a curated record
AUGUCCGAUACAAUUCAGAUCGAGAACCCGAAACUUGACGAGUAUCGCGAUGCACUAUCGGAAUACAUUAAGAAUUCUCGAUGCGAGGUUCCGGCGCCCUUCUCAAAGCGCGACUCAUUUCCCUUGGUCAAGACAGAACAAAAGUACCCCUACGACGUUACCGGCCAUAUCUUGCUAGAGCUGCUCACAGUCACUGGUGGGGGAUCUGCAAUGAUCAGUUUGAUGGACAUGCGCCACUUUACACAAAAGCUUCACACGUGGAAAACGCGAGGGCCUAUUGAGUUGACACAGCAAAUUAUGUGCAAUCUCAACUACUGGAACUCACGCGCUUCGAAGGAAGCAUCCGCCAAGACCCUUGUCUGUUACGAUCAGUCUUGCGAUGAGGAAGACUGCGGCAUUGUCGAAUCGCCGGAGCGGCGCUCCCUGAGCGAUCGAUCGUUUCAGCCACUCAUACAUGGACACCAACGUCGUCACCAUCAUCAUCGUCACAACAUACAGCGAAGGACAAUGAAAGGAAAUGACUCGGGUCUUCCCGUUCUUGAAAAGAGAGUAUCGCUAUCGCGAGACUAUGACGUCGAAUUGGUGGGCGCUGAUGGGCAGAAGCAUACCGUCACGGUUACUUUACCAGAAUACAAUAACCUUAGCGACCUGUACCCAGACCAUUACAUCAAGGAUGAGAUCAUUGACUACGAUGAUAUUGAUGAUUGUGGUAAUGCGCGUGUAUCAAAAUACAGUCUGCCAUAUGAUCCUGACCCAGACGGCAGAGUCUUUGAGAGUACGACCGAUAUCUCCUGCACUGCUUCGUUUACCUGCUUAUACUGUCUCUAG